GGGCCACCAAAACUACAACAUUUUUCCCGAUUCUCAACACAUCACAUAUUACAAUUAUUGGCAGAUGGUUCGAUAUACUAUUAUUUCGACAAUCAAUCCUCACAUAAUUUUUCUAGUGUUCAACACUAUAAUUAAUCAAAUAAUUUUUUAUCAACAAACUCUAAAACUAACAAGCUAGAGAAUUAUUAAGACGCUGAUCAAUCGGUCGACUCGCCUCCAGCUGCCGGAGUCCAAUUGACGAUCCGAGUGCGCCUACGGACUCGAGAGAACGCGUAGAUGAUGAUUCUAGCACCCGAUCCUCCGGUCCAACCCCGGAUCAUCUGGAGAAAUCCACGGACGAUCUCGGCCAUCGAUUUUCAAGCGGAGUCCGAUCGCUGCAAAACUAGUGCUAUUGUAAAGCUUGAGCUAAGGGGAGCCCAGAUAUGUCUUCUAAUCGGCCAUCCCUCGCCGGAACUUGCCGAAAAAAGCCUAAAAUCCAUGCCGCCCCUACACUAUUUAUCUCGCUGGAACUCUCUCCUCCAGCCACCUUCAACGCUGCUACUGCCCCCAAAAGAAAGCCUACACUCAGGCGAGUUGAUCGCCACCGAAAUCACCUGUCGCCAUUAUCGGGAACGCCUUGAAUGGCGUCGAAAAGCUACUGCUGCUUUCUUCGCUGCUCACUGCCGCCGCCGCCGCCUACUAGAGCUGCUGCUGCUGAUGCCAUCACGCUCGCUGGCCUCCGCUGCACCUCCGGCCAGCUUCGCCGCGCCCCAGACGGACAAUUCUUCUGUCUACCAUGGACGGCAGCCGAAGCCAAGCCAAGUCCAAGACACUUAUAUGCAUCACAUGACCAUUUUCUGCAACAAUCUUGCUGCCUAUUCGGUCGUGCACUUUUGUAAGACAUUAAGGAACGUUGUCACUGUUAAGGCUGAAAUUUAAUUAAUGAUGUUGGUGUUAGGAACUAAUUAGCUGUCUGUAUAGACGAAUGGAGUGCAUUUUCAGCACAGCGGGUGGAAUUACCAGCCUGAUGGCAAUUAAAAUCCUGCACAUAUUUGCAGUACCAAAAACUUCUUCCUAUUAUUAUUGGGAUGCAAUGAAGGCUAGCUAUAUUGAUAUAUUGGUGGUGCUGACUGCAUUUGUUAAUGUUUGAAGAUGUUAUUGACUUUCUAUAUAUGCCUACCCCCUCAUCCUUUCUGUCACUUCAUUAUAUUUUUUGGUUUCACCUAGAGUGUCCUCAUACUAUAUUGAAUAUGAAGUGAUUCCUGUUCGGGUCGGGGCGAGCAUGGUUCUAAGAAAUCCAACCAGUGAUAUUUGGGAUAAAUUACUCAGAUGUUAUUAAGUUUUUAGACUUUUUAUCUAAUUGGUGUCAAUAUUUCGAUU
Molecule: messenger RNA, 1359 nt
Organism: Ricinus communis (castor bean)
Lineage: Eukaryota; Viridiplantae; Streptophyta; Magnoliopsida; Malpighiales; Euphorbiaceae
Exons: 3
Coding region: 277-918 (213 amino acids)
Source: RefSeq, a predicted model, not a curated record